AAUGCAUGGUUCACAUUUUUUUUUUCAUUUAUAUUUUUGUAGCGAUUCAAUAGAUCCAACGUCCCGAGAGAUCUACGAAGGGUUCCAGUUCGUCUCAGGCAUCGACAGCGGCAUUGCAAGAGUUUUGCAUGGCGACUUCGCCUUCAUGAAUUCUGGCAGAUUUCUACGGUAUUUGGUGGCUAGCAACUUUACAGACGUUUACGGCCAGGCUAAGCUGCACGUCACCAAGGAAUGUUUUGUGCCUUUCAGGAUCGGGUUCGCAACGCCUCUGUUCUCGGUGUACACUGGCAGGUUCAGUGAGGUGAUCAACCGCCUGGUGGAGGCUGGUUUGGUCACCAAAUGGUUCAACGAAAUAUUGCAAGAGGCAGCCCAGCAACAGCGACUGAAAGCUCGGCAUGAACUGGGUGGUCUCGGAAGCUCCAUAACAGAGGAACCUGGAGCAUCAGUUGUACUAGGCCUCUACCAUCUCCAGGGUGCCUUCAUCUUGUUAUUGUCAGGAUUAUGCUUCAGCUUCCUUGGGUUCAUCGGAGAACUGAUUUCAAUAACAUACGUCAGGUCAAGAAUGAGAGGCAACGAAGUUAAAUGAAUGUGGUCCUACGCUGUGAAUGACGGUAACGAAGAAAGUGAAGAACCAAGCUUUAAUAAAUGAACAAUACAAUUCUUCUCCGAAUCACUGCGCCAAAUUACUUAUUUUUCAGAUACAUUUUUAUUGGAUUGUUAUAUUUAGAAUCACUGGAAAAUAGUAUGAUUAAUAAAAUGCUCAAUAUUUUUGAGUUAAUAGUAAAUAUAUUCAAAAUGUAUCAUAAAAUGUAUAUUCUGAAGCAUUCAAAGGGCUCCAUAUAUAUCAUUUUCGAUGGCAAUAGUAGGAGUUUGAUUAUAUUCGAUGUUGGUGGAAGAUGAUUUUAUGAUUGAUGAUGAUUAACUUUCAAGGUAUUCCAUUCUUUAAAAACACAAAUAAAAGGAAUUCUAUCAUGAACAUCUGUACUCGUACUUACUUAAAUAUUUUCAAAUCAGAUUUGGACGUGUCAAAUUCCAUUUCAUGUUUCUAUAUUGAAGUAAAUUUCAUCCGGUGCUAUGAGAUGGAACUCGCACAUAUUCGGAGGAUUUUUAUUUUUUGUUAUAUGUUAAUAGAAAUAAUUUGCUAUAUUCGAAAAAUUUCGAUUGUAUUAAGAUGAA
This is a messenger RNA of Hyalella azteca, 1176 nucleotides long. RefSeq names its product ionotropic receptor 21a. Bases 2 to 586 code for a protein of 194 amino acids. The record is from RefSeq and is a predicted model, not a curated record. The transcript is spliced from 5 exons. NCBI's taxonomy places the organism in Eukaryota, Metazoa, Arthropoda, Malacostraca, Amphipoda, Hyalellidae.